Acanthochromis polyacanthus (spiny chromis) is the source of this 4910-nucleotide messenger RNA. RefSeq names its product PRA1 domain family, member 2 (gene praf2). The record is from RefSeq and is a predicted model, not a curated record. Lineage: Eukaryota; Metazoa; Chordata; Actinopteri; Pomacentridae. Bases 42 to 578 code for a protein of 178 amino acids. The transcript has 4 exons. Gene Ontology annotation, cellular component: membrane.
UUGCAUUCUGGGAAAUCCGGAUUGUUUCUCGCCGAGAAAAGAUGGCAGACGUGCGGCCGCCACCCCUCCGGAGCCUGGACGACUUUGUGCUGAGCUCGGCCCGGUUCGCGGUCCCGGACGUGCGCGAUGUGGAGCGCUGGAACAACCGCGUCAUCAACAACCUGCUGUACUACCAGAGCAACUACCUGCUGUGGGCGGGGGGCUUCCUGCUGCUGCUGGGGUAUUUCCGGCCCUUCCAGAUGUUCGUCGGGGCCACGGUGGUCACCUUGUUGUUCCUGGGCUUUGUCUGGGCUGCGGAGAACCAAGCUCCCAUCCGCCGUUUUCGUAGAAACCAUCCAUUAAUCUGUCUGCUGGCCAUUCUUCUGGCCAGCUACCUGUUCAUAUCGGUGCUGGGAGGAGUGGCUGUGUUCCUGUUCGGGAUAGCCUUCCCUGUGCUGAUGGUCCUCAUCCACGCCUCAGUGAGGCUUCGUAAUCUGAAGAACAAACUGGAGAACAAACUGGAGAGCAUCGGUCUGAAGAGAACACCCAUGGGACUCCUGCUGGAGGCUCUGGGACAGGAGCAGGAGGCCGGAUCCUAGAGGAGGAGGAGGAGGAGGAGGAGGAGGAGGAGGAGGAGGAGGAAGGAGGAGGAGAUGGAGGACGGAUCCUAGAGGAGGAGGAGGAGAUGGAGGACGGAUCCUAGAGGAGGAGGAGGUGUUCAGGUGAAGGAUAGGAGGAGAAAUGCAGGUGAAGACAGGUGAGAGAUGAAAGCAGAAUAAGAACUUUACUGCAGGAGGAGGAGAAGGCUGUGGUUUGGUUUGUUAACUGAUCUGAACUCGGAAGGAAAAGGACUGAAGUUCACAUAAAAUACUAAAUUCUUUCUGGUGUGUUUUUGCUCUUAAAGCUCUUCGCUGUUCCAGGUGUUCAUGGUGAGAAGUGCCAUAACUUCAUGUCUAUUUAUUUCUGUAUUUGGAGAAUAAAGUUGGGAUUUUAAAAGAAAAAGAUGUGAUAUUAGAAGAAUUAAGUUUUACUAAACAGCUUCUUCUGCUGCAGCAUAAAGUCAUAAAAUCUGCUUUAGUUUGAUCCUCAGUUAACAUCAAUUAAUGCUUUUCAGUUCAGUUUCCUAAAAUCUGUGAGAAUAAAACGACUAUUAUUGGUAAAAACCUGCACAUUAAUGUCAUCCAGGUCAUUCUCUUCAACAUUAAAGCUGCCUGCUCUAUUUACUGUGAUGAAAUAUUGAAAAGUGUAGUUAUUUUACUAAUUAAUUCUCACAAUAGUCUGACUUUGCUAAAAUAUAAUAUAUAUAGAUACCAAGAAUGUUUUCUUGUGAAGUUGCAAUUUUAUUUAUUUAUUUUAAUUUCAAAUAAUAGCCUUUUAAAAAUGUUUUUCUCAUAAAAAAUACAACUUUAUUCCCAAUUUUACCACAUUUUCCUUCCUCUUAUUUUUAAUAUUACAUCUUUUGCUAAAUAAAACACAGAUUUAUCUCAUAUUGACAGCAAAUUUUAUUCUAGGAAAGUUUCUUUAUUUCUCAUAAAAUUAAAUCUUUUUAUUUGGAAACUGAAACAAUGUACAUUAUGUAUCAAAUACAUGUAAUGUAUUUAUUCUAUAACUUUGUCUUAAAAAACAAACAAUGCAUUUUCCAUAAAUAUUACCACUGUUUGCUCACAGAAUUACAAAAUAAUGAGAUUUUCUUGUAAAAGUGCAGCCUUAUUAUUUAGUAUUGCUUUAUUUUGUCUGACAGUCAAAAGCCAAAGCGUCAACACUGCACCAGAUGCAGCAGUUGUACGAAUAUUAAGAUUUUUAUUUCCGUGACAGAAUCAUGUGGAACCACAGUGUGACUUUUAAGGAAACAGACGACCGUUCACAAGUGUGGGGUCACUUAGAAAUGUCUUAUUUUUGAAAUAAAGGAGCAUUUUUUUGGUCAGUGAAGAUAGCAUUAAAUGAAUGAUAAAUCCAGUGUAGACAUAGUUAAUGUGGUAAAUGACUAUUCUAUCUGUAAAACAGCUGAUUUUUAAUGGAAUAUCUCCAUAGGGGUACAGAGGAACAUUUCCAGCAACCAUCACUCCUGUGUUCUAAUGCUACAUUGUGUUAGCUAAUGGUGCUGAAAGGCUCAUUGAUGGUUAGAAAACCCUUGUUUAGUUAUGUUAGCACAUGGAUGAAAGUGGGUGAUCCCAAACUUUAGAACAGUCGUGUUUGUCUGCGCUCUUUAUUUAAGAUUCUUUUUAGUCAUUUUUGCAUUCAUUCAUACGAUGCAGUGUAGAGAAGACAGGACUUGUGGGUGAAGACAGCAGGGAGCGGCUGUAGUGAAGGUCUGGAAGCUGAAAUGUGUGUGAUGGUGUUGGCAUCCGAUGUCUGGUCGGCCCAACAUGUCUGUACUGUUGAUGCAGGAGAAUACAGGACAACAGGUGGAACCAAAACACCCACAAAUGUAGUGGAAAGGCAUACAAAACCUAAGCUUGUGUUCUUCAUACCUCCCUCCAAUGUGCAUGAGGAGUAACUGAAACCAUCUCACCGCAUUGGAGGACUUCCUUUGAUUGUUUAAAUGGUUUUAGCUGAGCGCUGCUUGCUACCUUCAACACAACUCCCUUAUCAUUUAGUGUUUACUGUAUUUGGUCACACUGAUCUUAACCCUCCUGUUGUCCUCAUUUACGAGCAAAAGAAUGAUUAAAAAUCUUCCAAAAAAAAUCCUAAAAAUACCUAAAGCGAUUACAUGUACAUCAGUAAAACUUCUAAUGUUUUCUUUAUGAAUUUUGCUGGAUUUUGGUUGACUUUUUUGUGAAUAUUCUUAAAGAAACAUUUUUAACAUUUUUUUUUUUCCAUCAAAAAAUGUUCAAAGGUUUCCCACAAAUGUUGAAAAUGUGGACAUCAGAAGUUUCACUGUGAAAAUUAAUAUUUUUCCACAUUUUCAAACUUUAAAACGGGUCAGUUUGACCUGCAGGAUGACAUGAGGGUUAAAGAGGUGCAGUUAGAAGGUGUUUUAUGAAGAACAAGUUGAGAACAAAUUAACUUCAUGUAGGAAUCCUUGCUGAGACUCGAUGGGAUCAGAUGUGAUUCUGGUUUAAACUGAUCCUUUUCCUCGUUUCCAAGCCAGAAUUAAAGGCUUCACCCUCAGAGCUGAACUUUUCCGCUGCUGGUCGGUGGAUCUGCAACCAGGAAAAGCAAAUGAAUAACUCUGAAUCUCCUCUUAAUUCCUUUAUAACUUAAACUUUUGUUACCACCAACAACCACUAACCAGUACGGCCCGUUGGUUGCCGUGCCAACGCUUGUGGUGUGUGUAUUUUUGCAGUUUUCCUCCUUGUAAUUUGCUCCGUUUUUAGCCAUGCUAGCCAUGAACGGUCGGUCUGCUGCUUCGGUCCAGACUGAAACAUCUCCACAGACUGCAUGGAUCGCUGUGAAGCUUGGUUCAGCCUUUUGCACUUAAAUGAUCUCACUUAUGGGAUGUCACAUUCAGACUCGGCUGCACUGGAUUAGUUCCAACAGUGCUGCAGCUAAGGGUGUCUUUUGGUGUUUUUGAAAAUAAUGCAGCCUUUUCCUUGGAAAUAAAGCACAGUGCUUGAUUUUGGAAGAUUUAGGAGAUACAUUUAGCAGCUUCAUUCAUGUGGUGUCAUCAGGAAAACAAGAAAAACAUUCAUUUUUCUGCCUGUAUUCUCCUGUGGUUUGUGUUUUGUAGUCAAACCAGACAAAAGCCCAGAUUUGAAGCUUUCAUAUGAAGUGCAACCAGAUAGAAACUCCUGUAAAAUGGUCUGAAUGGACUUUACUGUGUUUUUUGGGCUUUAGUUUGCAGUACGUGGCCGUUGGAGGCACAGGAAGUAGAAUAUUGUUGUUAUUCAUGUUUGUAGGAAUGGCUUUGUGUUUUUGAAUUAAGUUUCUUGUCAAAGUUCUGGUUUCACUACAAUCGUUAAACAAAUAACAUUCCCAUCAGCCCCAGCUGUUUCUGCUAGCAAAUGUUAGCAUACUGAGAUGCUAAAUUGAGAACAAACAGGCUGAACAUUAGCUGCUAGCGCCGCCGUGCCUGAAGCCUCACCGAACUGCUAGCUUGGCUGUACACUAUUGUUCAAUGCACUCUGUAGACACGUUACCGGAUCGAAACCCGGGAACUAAAAUAGUAGCUUGUACCAGGUUCUAAUGGAAAACCUCACAAACCCAGUAAAGUCCAGUAGGUGGUAAAGCUCCAUUCAUGUCCUGCUUGUAGACUUGAUGUUGACGUGCUGUUCUUCAGAUGGAUAAAAUGCACUUCUGUUUUGUUCUAUAAGAGAAAGUAAAACACUACCAGGAAGGAAAGUUCAUUUCUGCAGUCACAAUAAAGACUUUUGCACUUUUGUAUUCAUCACAUUGAAGGUAUUUAACCAGUUGCAAGCUGUAUUAUUGUAUUCCAGCUGCCUGCUAUGGGGACCGUGCAUUAUAUAUCUGGUACUGUUCAUUGGGAGCCAGUUACAAACAUCUGGAGGUGCCUGUUUGGGACUCUGAAGUUAUUUUCGUUCCUCCUGACCAAUGUCUUAAUCUAAGUUCAUGAACCUGCUUCCAGGUUUGCUCUACACUUAUUUUAUCUGAAGCAUUUAUGAAGCAGCUGAGGAUGCCAGCUUCUUGUAUUUCUGCUUCUUAAUCGUGUUGUUUAAAGACUUUGUCCAUUUAUUCUGUCUUGUCUGAAGCACCGUGUUGCUUUCUGGAUGGUGGUUGAUGAAGACGUUCUGUCAGAUGACUCUCUGACCACCAGAGCCUCCUCCACUAUUACUGCUUUCAUAACACGAGGAAAAAUGCUUAAAUCUGAACACUAAACUCUGAAAAUCUUGCAUUGUAAGCUGCAGGACUACAUUUACCUGAUUCACAGGUGAUGGUUCUGAUUGUUUAUCUUUGUUUCUCUGAUGUCAUGUCUUUGACUGUUUUGCCAAAUGCUGAUCAUUUUUUCUAAAUAAAAGAGGUCUCAACUCUAA